Messenger RNA from Lonchura striata (white-rumped munia), 4445 nucleotides. It is a transcript of the gene SYT11, whose product is annotated as synaptotagmin 11. Gene Ontology annotation, biological process: vesicle fusion; calcium ion-regulated exocytosis of neurotransmitter. Gene Ontology annotation, molecular function: calcium ion binding; SNARE binding; phosphatidylserine binding. Gene Ontology annotation, cellular component: axon; synapse; exocytic vesicle. Lineage: Eukaryota; Metazoa; Chordata; Aves; Passeriformes; Estrildidae. The record is from RefSeq and is a predicted model, not a curated record.
GCGGGGCCGGGCGGGGCGAGCGCCGCAGCGGGACCGGCCGCCAGCUCCCGCAUCGCCGCACCGGGCCCCGCAGCCCCGCGGCCCCGCCGGGGCCAUGGCCGAGAUCACCAGCGUCCAGCCCGGCUUCGAUGUGUCCCCCGUGGUGGCAGGACUCAUUGGAGCCACCGUGCUGGUGGUUUCUGUCUCAGUCACGGUCUUUGUGUGGACGUGCUGUCACCAGCAAGCAGAAAAGAAGCACAAAACCCCCCCCUACAAAUUCAUCCACAUGCUGAAAGGCAUCAGCAUCUACCCCGAGACCUUGAGCAACAAGAAGAAAAUCAACCGGAUCCGCAGAGACAAGGAGGGAGGCAGGGGGAACCUCCUGGUGGAUGCUGCUGAGUCUGGCUUGAUGGGCCCCACCAAAGCUCCAGGUGGACCCCCACAAGUCGACCAGCUCCCCAUCAAAGUCGAUUACGGAGAUGAACUCAGCCCAGAUCAAAGCCUCACUCCGGGAGGGAGCAAAACCUCCUCACCUUCUUCCCCGGGCGACGACGUCCUGCUGGGAGACCUGACGUUCUCCGUGGACUACAACUUCCCCAAAAAAGCUCUGGUGGUCACCAUCCAGGAGGCUCAUGGGCUGCCCGUGAUGGACGAGCACACGCGGAGCUCCGACCCUUACAUCAAGAUGACCAUCCUGCCCGACAAGAGGCACCGCGUCAAGACCCGCGUGCUCCGCAAGACCCUGGAGCCCGUUUUCGACGAGACCUUCACCUUCUACGGGAUCCCCUACAGCCACCUGCAGGACCUGGUGCUGCACUUCCUGGUGCUCAGCUUCGACCGCUUCUCCCGCGACGACGUGAUCGGGGAGGUGAUGGUGCCCCUGGCCGGGGUGGAUCCCAGCACCGGCAAGGUGCAGCUCACCAGGGAGAUCCUCAAAAGGAACAUACAGAAAUGCAUCAGCAGAGGGGAGCUGCAGGUGUCCCUGUCCUACCAGCCCGUGGCACAGAGGAUGACCGUGGUGGUGCUGAAAGCCAGGCACUUGCCAAAGAUGGACAUCACCGGCCUCUCAGGUAACCCCUACGUCAAGGUGAACGUUUACUACGGGCGCAAGCGCAUCGCCAAGAAGAAGACGCACGUCAAGAAGUGCACUUUGAACCCCGUCUUCAACGAGUCCUUCAUCUACGACAUCCCCGGCGAUCUCCUGCCCGACGUCAGCGUGGAGUUCCUGGUGAUCGACUUCGAGCGCACCACCAAGAACGAGGUGGUGGGCAGGCUGAUCCUGGGCGCCCACAGCGCCGGCGCCGCGGGCACCGAGCACUGGCGCCAGGUCUGCGACAGCCCCGGCAAGGCCGUGGCCAAGUGGCACAGCCUGAGCGAGUACUGAGCCCUCCUGGCACGGGUGGCACACCCGGGUUUAGCUGUAGGACUAAAGGACUUGGCGCUGAGGAGCAGCAGCUGGUUGGUUCUUGGGGGUGUUCUCAGUUUAGGCAGGGAGAAAGGAGAGUUUCCGAGCAGGCUUCAGCAUUGCUGGUUUGCAAAAGGGUCGUUCCAAGGAGAAUUCCAGCUGGAGCAGUGAGGGAUAGAGGGGUUCCACUUCAACAAGUGAGAAUGAGCAGAAGAAGGGCCAGGAAGAAGUAAGGAAGUGAAUCUACAAAGAAAAAACCAGAAAUAAAAUUAGAGGGAUAGCAGCAUAAAAAGGAAAAUGAGAUGGGGACCCAGGGACAAGACAGGCAAAGCAUUGAGUGAGCUGGCAGGAAAGGGAGUCACUUGUAUUAACUUGUGUUCCUGGGAUCCUAAAAACCUUUAGCCUGGUUGGAAACUCUCCUUUCUCCCUGACUAAACUGAGAAUACCCAUAGGUUCUCUCUGACUAAACUGAGAAUACCCAUAGGUUCUCUUUAGUGACGUGGUUUUUGCAGGGCACUAAAAAUUCUAAGGAGCAUUAAAACAAAUGUACGAUGGGGAAUAAAUAAUGAUGAAUAAAUAAUUAAAAAGAAAAAAAAAGGUACCACGAAUAUAUAUAACAGUGUAAUCACGCUAUUGCAUGCCUACUACAAACUGAAAUUAGUAUAACUGCCAAUAUCAAGUUGCAGGUUUGAAUACAAUUAUCUGUCACUAUGGAAGUCGUGUUUGUGCCGAGCUGUCUUUGCUGGUAUUCACCAAGAUUGGCCUGUCUUCGUUAGGCUUCUCCCAAAGUUUCUGAAUUCUGCUGUUUUAACCUCUAGUUUCUUGUUAGUUUUUGCCUGCCCAUUGGUUCUUGCAGUUCCGUUCUGUGCUGGUUUGGGAGUCCCAACCACGUUUCCAUGUAGAGCUGGGUUUGAAUUCUGCACUGGCACAAAAGGAGAAUACGGGGGAGAUGGCACUGGCCUCCAGAGAAAUCCUCGUUGUGAUGGAGCCGGGGGAGCUGUGAGCUCACAACAUCCAAGAAUUGACUCUUAAAAUCCACGGGCAGCACCUCACAGACUGCAGGAACCGGGGGAAUCCUGCUCAGGUUCAUUUUACUGAAUCCUGUCCGUGCACGAAGGGCCCAAGGAAACCCAAAAUCUGAUGUGUCACUGCUUGGUAAGGAAACUUUUCAACAUCACCAAUUCUGAUCGUUUCUGUUUCAUGGCAGAACAAAGCUGAGAGUGGCAGAAAGGUCCCCGAGGGCAGAGCUUGUCCACGAAAAGGUGACAAAGCUUUUUUGGAGUCAAUUUGCAUCAAACAUCGUCCUGCAGUCACCUAAAACCAAGCCCAGGGCAAAGCCUGGCACUAAAAACGUGCUUUGAGGGCAGCUUGGGGAAUCCUGAAAUCCUGAAAUCCUGACUGAUUUCUGAGCCUGGGAUCCAGGGGAAGAUGGGCCUGCAGGGUCAGGAAUUUAUUUGGGACAAGAAUUUUAACCUUGCAGAGGCAGGAAUUUAUUUGGGACAGGAGUUUUAACCCUGCAGGGUCAGGAAUUUAUUUGGGACAGGAUUUUUAACCCUGAAGGGUCAGGAAUUUAUUUGGGACAGGAGUUUUAACCCUGCAGAGUCAGGAAUUUAUUUGGGACAGGAGUUUUAACCCUGCAGAGGCAGGAAUUUGGGACAGGAAUUAAUAAAAUUUGGCAUCUGCUGGAGCUGCCUUUGGAUGCAAGCAGAGCAUCCUGGAUUUGGGUAUUUUGCUCAGAGCCCAGCCAGGGCACAGAUAAAGCUGAUUAAUAUCUGGCAGCAAAUUAUUCAUGGUAAGCUGUGUUGGUGGAUUGAGCAGAAAUAAUGAAAAUUCAAAUUAUUCCUGGGCUCUCCAGUGGAAAUGGAGAAGCAGAAUUGAGUUUGCAAAAAGGCUCCUCGACAGCUUCAGGUUUUCAGGAAAAUCUUUGGUUGCUCUGAGCCCUCUGGGAUGCAAAUAGGAAUGCAAAUAACAGAUUAAAACUUUUAAAAAUUAAAAUCAUUUAAUUACUCACACCAUUCAACUGCUGAAUUUUACAUCCCUGUUGGAAAAAGGAUCUUUUUCACCUCCUCUGCCCUGAAAUGGGAAUAAUGAGCGAGGCUCUGCUGGUUCCCCACGAGGCAGCAGCCCUGUGUGAACAGACAGAAUUUUGGCAUCUUUUCCUAAGGCAUUUUGUGGUAAAAAAUCUGAUUUUUCUCACCCGCUGGGGCUCCAUUUCUCAGCAGACACAAGCGUGGAUUUUUUUCCCCCUUCACCCAUCCACGACCAGGAUUUCUGCCUGAGGUUGUAGUAGAUUUUCUCAGCGUCUUAAAUUUCUUCAAUUCUUCAAUUUAUUCAAUUUAUUAAAUUUAUUGAAUUCCUUCUAGCUCGAGCUCUGUGGCUCAGCAAACAAGUUCCCCCCCAUUGGAAAUUGCUGUAAAUCUCUUUCAAUCCUCAUUUUUUUGCACUAAGCAAUUGCAUUGUUGCAAUUCAAGCAACUUUUCACCGAUUUUUCCUCAGAAAAUGCUUUCCACUCCAAAGAUCUGACCACGAUUAAAAGCAGCAACAAAAAAUUCAUUUAUUUUUUUUUCCCUUCGGUGUGAAAAGCAUGGCUAAGUCUAGAUGAUUUUAAAAUUCCUUCGGUUGCAAAGGAAAAAUGAAUUUUUUGUCGAGGAAACAUGCUCAGGGUAAAUAGACUUAGGCUGUCGGGCAGGUAGGAGUAGCUCCAACACUCUUCUGGAAUAAUAGGAAACUGAAAAAUGUGCAGAUAUAUAUAUUUUUUAAAAACAUAAAAUAGACAGUAAAGUGACAGCAGACUCACUGUAAAAUCUCCCAGGUGUGGUUAUUCUUUACCUUGUGUCUUCUGUUGUAAAAUGAACUUGGACAGUUACAACUUUGUGUGGAGAAAUGAAAAAAAAAAAAAAAUAAAAUUACAAAAAAAAAAAGGCAAAAAAAACCCGAACUCAACCUGUGUGAAACUGCAUAAUGCUAUCAGCUAACCUACAUUCUGUAAUGCUACCUUGUAUGUUGGAUUUGUUAACGCACAUUGAGCGUGCAAAAUAAAAAUUAAAUCACUUUAAUUCUG